This is a messenger RNA of Cotesia congregata, 483 nucleotides long. The record is from the annotation of a GenBank genome assembly. Lineage: Eukaryota; Metazoa; Arthropoda; Insecta; Hymenoptera; Braconidae.
AUGGAAGUUAAUACGAUGACUAUUUUUGUCACUGUUGGAACAACAAAGUUUGAUAAAUUAAUAGAAACUGUUUUAGAAGAUGAAGUUUUAAUGGAAUUGAGUAGAAGAGGAUAUCGUAGAUUAAUUUUACAAAUUGGUAAUACAAAUUUAACUCCAGAUUGUACUCCCAGAUGUGGUUUUGAGUAUAUUGAGACGUUCACGUUGAAACCGUCAAUCAAUGAAUACAUGAGAUUCGCCGAUUUAAUAAUUAGCCAUGCUGGUGCUGGGAGCUGUUUAGAAGCGUUGGGAGCAAAGAAACCACUUAUCGUAGUCACUAAUGAUUUACUCAUGGACAACCAUCAAUCAGAACUUGCUGAGCAAUUGAGCCAAGACAAAUAUUUGUAUCAAUGUACUUGUACUACACUUUUGGAAGUCUGCAAAUCAAUGAAUUUAUUACGAUUGAAACGAUUUAAUGAUAAAGAGAAUGAGUUAUUAAUUAAUUGA